GUUAGUUACUAUGUUAGCUGAAAGCAUUGAAGGAAAUAAAUUUGUUAAAUUCAAUGAAGAAUAAGUUCUUGAUAAUUAAGAUUAGUCGACAACAACUUAGUUUAAAUAAAGCAGCAAUGCUCUUUCUACAACAUCUGCUUUCACUGAAAACAAUUGUAAGAGCAAACCGAUUAAAACAUAAAGUAUUUUUAAAUAAUAUUAAAAAAGGAAGUCUCUUGACUUUAACUCCUUAAAUCAGUUAAAGAAAGGGUUCUCAAUCUUUGGCAGACUAAACUAUCAGAAAUGAAGAUGAUGUAGAUAUAUUUUACAAAUAUAAUAGCAAUUUGUUUAAAACCAUUAUGAAAAAAAAUAUCUCUAUAUGAUAUAUUGGUAUGACUCUAAUAUUGAUCAUAAAUAUGAGAUUCCUAUUAAAACUUCUAAUAUUUAAAUCACAAUUGGUGAUCUUAUAUAACUUGCAAUAACUUAAUUUAAUUUAUAAAAUGAAUAUCUACAGACUCCAUUUUCAUCAGAAGUAAAUAAUUAAUAUUUGUAUGAAUUAUACAUUCCAAAAAAGAAAAAAGGAACUCCUAAUGAAGAUUUUCCAUGUAAUUAUUUAUCUAAUUUUAGCCUUUGCCAAUUCAACCUUGUUAUCUCUAACAAAUCAAAAAGAGUUUUCUCUUAAAGUUACUUUAAAAUAAUCGAAAUAUUCAACUAGUCUUUCCAAUUCAAAACAUUCAUCAGCUAUAAAACAAAUUGAGAAAUAAGGAUAAGGUUCAAAAAAUUCAAGCACAAAGAAGAAAAACUUAUUUCAAAAAUUAUUCUUUUGUUGUAAUUAGGCAGAAGAUUAUUGAAAAGUUACCCAGCACCUGUUUAAU
This is a messenger RNA of Paramecium sonneborni, 854 nucleotides long. The record is from the annotation of a GenBank genome assembly. NCBI's taxonomy places the organism in Eukaryota, Ciliophora, Oligohymenophorea, Peniculida, Parameciidae.